UGAAAGCAUAGUUAUAACCUAAAAACGUCAACAUUCAAAUAAAGAUUUUCGCAUUUGAGUAUCAGAAUUGGAUUCUUUUAGAAUCUUGCAUUUAACAAAUUCAAUAAUAGUCUAGUCAAAUAAAAAAAUGGCAUCUAAAGACGACAAGCAUAAAGGAUCUCAAGGUGAUAAUAAAGAGAAACGCAGAAAAGAAUCAAUUCUAGAUCUAAGUAAAUAUCUGGAAAAGAGUAUACGCGUUAAAUUCGCCGGCGGUCGUGAAGCGGCCGGUAUACUGAAAGGCUAUGAUCCUCUUUUAAAUUUGGUGCUGGACAACACGACGGAAUAUCUCAGAGAUCCAGAUGACCCAUAUAAACUACUAGAAGAUACAAGAGCACUAGGUCUCGUUGUUUGCAGAGGGACAUCUGUUGUACUGAUUUGCCCUAUGGAGGGAAUGGAGGCAAUUCCAAACCCUUUCAUAACCCAGGAGGGAUAGCUGUGACUUUUUAUUUUUUUACAUGUUAGUAUUUAAGAUAGAAGAUAAGUAAACGUUAAGGUACA
Messenger RNA from Pararge aegeria (speckled wood butterfly), 537 nucleotides. It is a transcript of the gene LSm7, whose product is annotated as U6 snRNA-associated Sm-like protein LSm7. The transcript has 3 exons. Gene Ontology annotation, molecular function: RNA binding. Lineage: Eukaryota; Metazoa; Arthropoda; Insecta; Lepidoptera; Nymphalidae. Gene Ontology annotation, cellular component: spliceosomal tri-snRNP complex; catalytic step 2 spliceosome; U6 snRNP. The record is from RefSeq and is a predicted model, not a curated record. Gene Ontology annotation, biological process: nuclear-transcribed mRNA catabolic process; mRNA splicing, via spliceosome. Bases 128 to 472 code for a protein of 114 amino acids.